GCAAGUGGAACCCAAUUGGACGCAUGUUGUGUACAAAAAGAAACGUCAAAACUGCAGCGCUAUAAAGCAAAACGAAUCAAAUAAAAAAUAAGGAAUAUCCAUGAAAGUCACGAUUGGCCGCCAAACACAUUUGCAAUUGUUUACAACGGAAUAGUGACCAGAUAGCAGCGCCUUUCCCCACUCAAAGCGGCGGCCCCCCACCCAGGCACCCAGGCGACAAACCAUAGACGUAUUUUUGUGGUGUGUGGAAGGUAGAAUCAUCCAUCUCAUACGCACACACACGGCACACACACAAACAAACAAACACUGCUCGCAAAACUAUUUCAGCAGCAAAGGAGCUAAAAUAUUGAAAGAAGAAUCCGUCAAGUACAACAAAAGGCCAAAACACAGUCAUCGCAGCCAUCAGAGGAGGCAGAGGGCCAAACACAAAAUAGAAGUAGAAGCAGCAGCAGCGGCAGCAGCAUCAUCAUUAUCGAAAUCCAAGCAACAGCCACCGCUCCGGCAGCCAGCAGUCGGAAGAUCCACAGAUACCAGAGCCAGGAGGAGGACCAAACACUACGCAGCAGUAGACAAGUGCCAGUAUCCGCAGAGCCCAGCAAAGCAUCAAAGAUGAGCAUGGAAAAGGUUGCAACCAAACAAUACGAAUCGAAAGUCUGGCCGGACAUCGUGGACAGUGAUGACAGCGAUGUGGAGAAUGAAAUAGAUGUGGACAAAUUACCGCCGCUGGAGGUGGGGCCCAACGAGAAUCGCCUGCAGCACACAUACUGCCUUUGGUUCUCGCGGAAGGGGACGCAGCGGGCAGCGACGGACUAUAGCAAAUCGCUGCACGUGGUCGGACGAUGUGCGAGUGUCCAGCAGUGGUGGUCCCUCUACUCGCAUCUGAUCAGGCCGACGUCCCUGAAGCCGUACCGGGAACUGUCCCUAUUCAAACAGGGCAUCAAACCGAUGUGGGAGGAUCCGGCGAAUAGUAAAGGCGGCCAAUGGGUGAUAAGAUUGCGUAAAAACAAAAUCGAACGUGCCUGGGAGAAUGUCUGCAUGGCGAUGCUGGGUGAGCAAUUUCUGGUGGGUGACGAGAUAUGCGGCAUAGUCCUGCAGACAAAGUAUCCGGAGGAUAGCUUAUCAGUAUGGAACCGGACUGCCACUGAUAUGACCAGUACAACGCGUAUCCGUGAUACGUUACGCAGGAUAUUAAAUAUACCUAUAACAACUACAAUGGAGUAUAAGAUACACUGUGAUAGCCUUAAAUAUGUUUCAGUUAAUAAAGGCCCAUUGAAGAGCUGAAAUUCAAUGAAUAACUUUAAACCACAAAAGAGAAACAAAAACAAUAAUUUUUCAAACAGAUAAUACAAGUCACUAGUAAAGAAAUCAGCAGAAACAGCAACAGUAUCAAAAAACUACGCACACACCACACCGAACCAUACCACACCGCCUCUACAGUCAGUCAAUGAUCAGAAGAACUUUGGAGCUUCUUCAGAACCACCACCACCACUUCAACCUGGAAUCCCCAUGAACAGCAGGACAAAUUAAUAUUUAAGCGCUAAUAAGACGAAUCUUUGUAUCGUGAAAUGAUCUGAUCGUCUACAAAGUGUGUGUAUAUAUGAAACGCAAUGAAUAUUUUAGUUUGUAUGUAAAAAGUUUUAAAUUAGACAUUCAUUUCUAUAUUAUAUAUUAAGUUCAAAGUUUAACAUUCGACACUCUCUUUAUUUGGAACCCCCACCCAACACAACCAAGCCUUGUAUUGUAGCCUUAUAUCGAUUGUAGUAGCUUCAUAGCCACAUAUAGCCACCAGAAUCCUUGCCUUCCCACAGAGACACACACAGCCACUCUAAAUACCCAGAAGCACACCCACACUAGCUGAUACUGUAUUCAUCUGUUUGCAAUGAUUAUUUUACAAUUACUGAUAAACACCGAAACUGAAUAAUCAAAUUGUUUGUUUUUGUUCUUGAAGAAAUACACAAAAAAGUUUUUUACAUGAAGAAAAUGA
Messenger RNA from Drosophila guanche, 1984 nucleotides. RefSeq names its product eukaryotic translation initiation factor 4E type 2 (gene eIF4EHP). Bases 610 to 1281 code for a protein of 223 amino acids. Gene Ontology annotation, biological process: translational initiation. The record is from RefSeq and is a predicted model, not a curated record. The transcript has 4 exons. Gene Ontology annotation, molecular function: RNA 7-methylguanosine cap binding; translation initiation factor activity. Gene Ontology annotation, cellular component: eukaryotic translation initiation factor 4F complex. NCBI's taxonomy places the organism in Eukaryota, Metazoa, Arthropoda, Insecta, Diptera, Drosophilidae.